Molecule: messenger RNA, 1569 nt
Organism: Bipolaris victoriae FI3
Lineage: Eukaryota; Fungi; Ascomycota; Dothideomycetes; Pleosporales; Pleosporaceae
Exons: 2
Coding region: 1-1569 (522 amino acids)
Biological process (GO): proteolysis
Molecular function (GO): serine-type exopeptidase activity; dipeptidyl-peptidase activity
Source: RefSeq, a predicted model, not a curated record
AUGGGCCUUGAUUUGGGCACUGGAAGUUCCAAAUCCGUUAAUUCACGAGACACUCAACCUCCACCAGUCGAUGCGAGGACUGUCGAACUCCCUCUUAAUCACUUUGGACCGGACGCAGGUACAUUUCCCAACAGAUACUGGGUCUAUUCGGAAAAGUACAAACCAGGCGGUCCCGUUUUCAUCUAUGACACUGGUGAAAGCGAUGCUGAGCCAGGCAGCGUAUUCUUUCCAAGCGACCCACGUAGCUUCUUCCACCAGAUUGUAGAAGAAUUCAAUGGCAUCGGCAUUGCCUGGGAACACCGAAUGUAUGGCAAGUCGGUACCCGCAGGAUUUCACAACGAUACGUCACUGGACCGCUUCAAAUACUUAACUGUUGAACAGGCACUUGCGGAUGUUGACGCUUUUGCGAAGCAGUUCAGCUUGCCUUAUAUCAAUGCGACACUCUCUGCCGAUCACACGCCGUGGGUUUUCAUUGGCGCCUCGUACUCAGGAGGAAGAGCUGCUUGGGUGCGCAACAAAUACCCAGAUAGCAUCUAUGCAUCCUGGGCCGCGUCACCUACCGUUGAGGGCAUGGUCGAUUUGAGUUCUUAUUUCGAUGCAAUAUGGGCUGGAAUGAACUACUACGGCUUUGGGAACUGUAGUCAGGACAUACACGCUGCGAUCCAAUAUAUAGACCACAUCAUGGACACGAACCCGCAAGCUACUGCCAAACUCAAAGAACAAUUUCUCGGUGUUGGCAAUGGUAACGCCUCGAAUUCGGAUUUCGUCUGGGCAUUGGAGGAUUUGUAUAACGACUGGCAGAGAUACGGCAUGAACGGCCACAGUUUCUCCCUCCGGAAAUUCUGUGAUAUGCUGGAGACGGAUCCUAGGACAAACCGGACGGCACCAAAGGAUGGCUGGGCACCGACCAAGGGUGUCAAAUCGGUGGUGGACAAGUGGGCUGUCUACCGCGGGAAUCUCAACGCUGCGGCCAAUGCGCAAUGCGCAAACAAUGGGACAAGUUCAAACAAUUGCUCGUCUGAUGAUCAGACGGUAGACCCUAACUAUGUUUCCUGGAGGUGGCAGGCUUGCACUGAAUGGGGGUACUUUCAAUCCGCCAAUAUUGGGCCUCACCAGUUGGCUUCCAAGUAUGUCAGUCUAAAGCUAGUGCACGAUAGCUGUCAUCAACUUUUCAACUACCCACCGCCUUCUGUAUUCCCAGAGUGGCCCAAGGUGCAGGAAUUCAACGAGGCCUUGGGAGGAUGGUAUAUACGCCCUUCAAACACAUACUGGUCAGGUGGAGAAUUCGAUCCUUGGCUUCCUACCGGUCCUCUAUCUCAACAGCCCAACGCUCCAAAAAUCGAGAUUACGCAGGAUAUUCCCAAAUGCGGAGUGAGUACUGGGAAAGAUAAGGUGUUUGGUAAGGUGGUAAAAGGUGGGGUCCAUGCGUCUGAUUUCAACACACCGGGACUUGGUUUCACUAUCGUCCCCGAUUCAGUCACCAGCCGGGAUCUUUUCAAAAAGGCUCUGAAAGAGUGGUUGCCCUGUUUCCGUCCAAAGAACAAAGUUGCAAGGUCAUUCAAAGCAUGA